CAAUCGGAGCUUCGACUUGACGGGGAACUUCAGCUUGACGCGAGAUCGGCUGGGCUGGUUGCGGGACUUCAGCUUGACGAGGAGCCACUGGAACCUCAGCUUGGAGAGGGAUGGACUGGGCUUGUUUCGGAGCUUCAGCUUGACGAGCGACGAUUAAAACCUGUCGGGGAGCCACGGGAACUUGAGCUUGAUGAGCGAUCGGUUGGGCUGGUUCAGUUUGACGAGUGACAAUCGGGGCCUCGGCUUGGCGAGGAGCCACUGGAGCGUCAGCUUGAAGAGCAACCUGUUGGGCUGGUUGGGGGGUAUCAGCUUGGCGAGGAGCUACUGGAUCUUCAGGCUGACGGGUGACAAUAGGAGCUUCAGCUUGGCGAGAGAUAACCCAAACCUGACGGGGAGCCACUGGAGUCUCGGCGUGGCGGGCGGCGGAUUGGCGGGGGAUUGGUUGUUCCCCAACACGUGGUACGUCCGUUGCUUGGUGGAUCACGAGAUUGGGCACGACGGCGGCGGCGGCGAUCGCAGCGGCGGUGUCCGUGGCUGCAUCAUGCGUACACGUCAUUUGGGUCAGCACUUGUCGCUUGCGGUCGAGCAUGCGGGCGCAACUGGCGACCAUUGACACUUGGCGAUUGGUGAGCACCGCGUCCGUGGGAGACAUGCCGAUCGCAUCGGCGCAACUGAUGGCGUCCGCCGUCAGCGCCACCGACCCCAGCGCCGUCUGAAGGGCGCCGAGCGGACACACGUUCUUGGGGGUGGAACCCGAGCACGUUGCGAGAAGCAUGGGAAGGACGAGGAACGCAAGCAUGGAGAUGAGAGGAAGGUGAUCGAAGCGAGGCAAUUGCGAAAUGAGCACACGAUACACAGAGGUUCACUGACCCAUCACGAUGACGACAAGGUGAUGGACAUGGAGUUGCCGCGAACGGCGUGUCCCAACCGACACACUGUCGAGUUCUGUCAUGGUGAAAGCACUAUAUUUGGUGUAUUAGGCUUGUUUAUUGUAUAGCAUACAUACCGUAAGUUACACAAUUCGAAUGUCUC
Messenger RNA from Aphanomyces astaci, 1032 nucleotides. RefSeq lists its product as hypothetical. The transcript has a single exon. Bases 191 to 613 code for a protein of 140 amino acids. NCBI's taxonomy places the organism in Eukaryota, Oomycota, Saprolegniomycetes, Saprolegniales, Verrucalvaceae. The record is from RefSeq and is a predicted model, not a curated record.